GUUAAAGCCACACGGUAACUUGUCUAUACCAGUACUUUUGCGAGUUACCCCUGUGACACUUUGUCGCUUCUUGAAUCUUACUCCUCCCAGAGCCAGUUGCUCUAGGACCCCGCACAAAUGGCUGAUGCCAGCACGUCCGCGGACGCUAGCAAGAAGGAUGCCAACAAGAAGGACUUCAGCACGGCCAUUAUGGACCGUAAGAAGAGCCCCAACCGCCUCAUUGUGGAGGAGGCGGUGAACGACGACAACUCGGUGGUCGCCCUGCACCCUAAGACCAUGGAGAAGCUGCAGCUGUUCCGCGGCGACACGGUGCUCCUGAAGGGCAAGAAGCGGAAGGACACGGUGUGCAUCGUGCUGUCGGAUGACACGGUUGAUGAGAACAAGAUCCGUAUGAACAAGGUUGUUCGCAAGAACCUUCGUGUGCGCCUGGCGGACAUCGUGUCCGUGCACCAGUGCACCGACGUCAAGUACGGCAAGCGCAUCCACGUGCUGCCCAUCGACGACACCAUUGAGGGCAUCAGCGGCAACCUUUUUGACGCCUACCUGAAGCCCUACUUCCUGGAGGCCUACCGCCCCGUGCGCAAGGGCGACACCUUCCUGGCCCGCGGCGGCAUGCGCAGCGUGGAGUUCAAGGUGGUGGAGACCGACCCCGCCGAGUACUGCAUUGUGGCGCCCGACACCGAGAUCUUCUGCGAGGGCGAGCCCAUCAAGCGCGAGGACGAGGAGAAGCUGGACGAGGUGGGCUACGACGACAUUGGCGGUGUGCGCAAGCAGCUGGCCCAGAUCCGUGAGCUGGUGGAGCUGCCGCUGCGCCACCCGCAGCUGUUCAAGACCAUUGGUGUCAAGCCGCCCAAGGGCAUCCUGCUGUACGGCCCGCCCGGCAGUGGCAAGACGCUGAUUGCCCGUGCCGUGGCCAAUGAGACGGGCGCCUUCUUCGUGGUGGUCAACGGCCCGGAGAUCAUGUCCAAGCUGGCGGGAGAGUCGGAGAGCAACCUGCGCAAGGUGUUCCAGGAGGCUGAGAAGAACGCGCCCUCCAUCAUCUUCAUCGAUGAGGUGGACUCCAUCGCGCCCAAGCGUGAGAAGACCCAGGGUGAGGUGGAGCGCCGCAUCGUGUCGCAGCUGCUGACGCUGAUGGACGGCCUGAAGAGCCGCGCGCACGUGAUCGUGAUCGCCGCCACCAACCGCCCCAACUCCAUCGACCCCGCGCUGCGCCGCUUCGGCCGCUUCGACCGCGAGAUUGACAUCGGCGUGCCGGAUGAGACCGGCCGCCUGGAGGUCAUGCGCAUCCACACCAAGAACAUGAAGCUGGACGAGGACGUGAACCUGGAGGCCAUCAGCCGCGACACGCACGGCUACGUGGGCGCCGACCUUGCGGCGCUGUGCACGGAGGCGGCGCUGCAGUGCAUCCGCGAGAAGAUGGACGUGAUUGACCUGGAGGACGAGCAGAUUGACGCCGAGGUGCUCAACAGCAUGGCGGUCACGCAGGACCACUUCAAGACCGCCCUGGGCAUGAGCAACCCCAGCGCGCUGCGCGAGACGGUGGUGGAGGUGCCCAACGUGAGCUGGGACGCCAUCGGUGGCCUGGAGAACGUCAAGCGCGAGCUGCAGGAGCUGAUCCAGUACCCGGUGGAGCACCCCGAGAAGUUUGAGAAGUUCGGCAUGUCGCCCUCCAAGGGUGUGUUGUUCUACGGCCCGCCCGGCUGCGGCAAGACGCUGCUGGCCAAGGCCAUCGCCAACGAGUGCCAGGCCAACUUCAUCUCCGUCAAGGGCCCCGAGCUGCUGACCAUGUGGUUCGGCGAGUCGGAGGCCAAUGUGCGUGAGAUCUUCGACAAGGCCCGCGGCUCCGCGCCGUGCGUGCUCUUCUUCGACGAGUUGGACUCCAUCGCGGUGCAGCGCGGCUCCUCCGCCGGCGACGCCGGCGGCGCCGCCGACCGCGUGCUGAACCAGCUGCUGACGGAGAUGGACGGCAUGAACAGCAAGAAGACGGUGUUCAUCAUCGGCGCCACCAACCGCCCCGACAUCAUCGACCCCGCGCUGCUGCGCCCCGGCCGCCUGGACCAGCUCAUCUACAUCCCGCUGCCGGACGAGGGCUCGCGCCGCCAGAUCUUCAAGGCCUGCCUUCGCAAGUCGCCCAUCGCGCCCGACGUGGACUUCGACACGCUGGUGAAGUUCACUCACGGCUUCUCCGGCGCCGACAUGACUGAGAUCUGCCAGCGCGCCUGCAAGUCGGCCAUUCGCGAGGACAUCGAGAAGAACAUUGAGCGCGAGCGCCGGCGAGCUGAGAACCCCGACGCCAUGAUGGAGGACGAGCCCGACCCGGUGCCCUGCAUUACCAAGGCGCACUUCGAGGAGGCGAUGAAGUACGCCCGCCGCUCCGUGAGCGACGCCGACAUCCGCAAGUACCAGGCCUUUGCGCAGACGCUGCAGCAGAGCCGCGGCUUUGGAACCGACUUCCGCUUCCCCGACGGCCCCGGCGGCGCCCCCGCUGCCGCCGGCGCCGCGCCCGCCGCUGCCGCCCCCGCCUUCGCGCAAAGCGCGGCGGCCGCGGACGACGAUGACCUGUACAACUAAAGCGCCACGCUUCUAACACGUGCGCAAACACGCGGGAGCGUGUUACGCAUGUGUGUGGCAUGAUGCGCGUCUGGAGGUGACGCAGCAGUCCGUUAAUGAAGGCAUGCGGACGAGCGGGGGCUAUUGGCCAAGGGUUCUCGAGGUGCGCACGCGCGCACCUGCAUUCCGCGGCGCGCUGUGCAGCGAGCUGAGUUUGUGUUGUAGACACAGCUGCCGGGUCCCGAUUGAUGUGGCUGCCGGACAGGGGGGGGUCCUACGAUUUGCGGGCCCAGGUCCAUUGCGGAGUGUUGUUUUGACGUGACUGACCCGACUAGACGAUGUGGUUAUUCGUGCUGAUCGUACCUGACGUGUUUGGCAUUUGUUCCAUGAGAGGCUCUGUCGGCCUCCUUCCGGAAUCCGGAUUCAGUGCGUUGUUUGUGCGUUCAAGGAGUCGCUGUGCCGGUACGCAACUAGGCAUUAGAAAGAGAGUGGUGCCGUAAUGGGCUCUGCAUGCUGUGGGCGGAUGUCGCCUUGAGCGACCGGGUCGCCUGAAAGCUUGCACUGCAUUGUUGCAUGCUUAGGGAAGGGGUACAGAGCCGGGGAAAGAAGAAAGGCAUGAGUCGUCACGCGGGUAUGGGGCGGGCUGUAGGCAGGUUGGCAACAACGUUUCUCUCUAAACUUCAUCGAACUCUCUCACGUGUGGCGUGUGCAUCUCCCCCGCGUGAGCGGGACGUGUGCGGUGUGGUCGUGCGCGACGGGGCCGUGUAGGGUGCCGGUAGACCAGUGCUGCGGACUGUUGCGUACGUACGCGUAGACAGGCGAGAGGGAGAGGGGUGCAUUGACUCCAGCGGGGAGUGGCCGUUGCGCAGGUUGCGGUGUCACGGCUAGCAUUGCGGCUCGCAACUCGUAGGACCGAGUCGCGACAAGCCUGCUACGGCUGUUGCGGCAGGAGCCGGGCGGACAUGUUGCCGCAGACGGCGCCGCGGCGCUGUGGGGCAACUCCCACCGCAGCUGUGUAACACUUGGAUUCC
Molecule: messenger RNA, 3581 nt
Organism: Chlamydomonas reinhardtii
Lineage: Eukaryota; Viridiplantae; Chlorophyta; Chlorophyceae; Chlamydomonadales; Chlamydomonadaceae
Exons: 15
Coding region: 118-2571 (817 amino acids)
Biological process (GO): mitotic spindle disassembly; retrograde protein transport, ER to cytosol; autophagosome maturation
Cellular component (GO): cytosol; nucleus; VCP-NPL4-UFD1 AAA ATPase complex
Molecular function (GO): ATP hydrolysis activity; polyubiquitin modification-dependent protein binding; ATP binding
Source: RefSeq, a predicted model, not a curated record